Molecule: messenger RNA, 6839 nt
Organism: Dunckerocampus dactyliophorus (ringed pipefish)
Lineage: Eukaryota; Metazoa; Chordata; Actinopteri; Syngnathiformes; Syngnathidae
Gene: ankrd12
Product: ankyrin repeat domain 12
Exons: 13
Coding region: 251-5848 (1865 amino acids)
Cellular component (GO): nucleoplasm
Molecular function (GO): protein binding
Source: RefSeq, a predicted model, not a curated record
UGUCGGACCAAUCAGAGGAAGCGCUUGCGUGUUUUCGCUAGUCUUUUCUCUGAGAGGAGGACGAUGUUUUCAAAAGCAGCCAUGAACGUCACACUGCCGUAGGCUACGCUUCACGUCCCAUAUUUUUUGGUGGGGUGAAAUAACGGUUUCUAUCGCCAACCGAAUCCCGGAUGAGUUGGUGACUCCUCACGUAGAGGUGCAUGAUGACCCUGCCUAGCCGGAGCUGUCACAGCUAGUCAGCUGCCACACCAUGGCAAAACCUGGGAGCGACAGGGAUGGAGCCAUGGUGGAAAAGCAAGCGGGAAAGAAGUGCAAAGACAAGCUGUCCCCCUUCACCAAGACUCCCAAGCUGGACCGGAGUGAAUUGCUGGGAAAGGAAGGGAAAGUCAAGUCUUCCAUGAAGCGCAAGCUCUCCUUCACUAGCAGUCCGCCCCGGACUGAGGAGCGAGACUCGGACACUGAUGAGUCAGACCCAGGCCAGUCCAGUGAGACCUGGGGAGAGAGAUUAGUGGCCCCCUGCAGGACCUACGCAGAUAAAGAUGGACCAGACAAGAAGAAGGUGAAAAAGGAGGUCGGUGGCAAAAAGGCCCAGGCCCCCAACCUUUUGUUUGGGUAUCCCCUGUCUGAGCGCAAACAGAUGGCUCUGCUCAUGCAAAUGACGGCCAACAGUCCAGAUUCAACCCCCAGCCACCCCUCUCAGACUACGCCCGUGCAGAAGAAGGUCCCCAGCAGCGCCUCGUCUCGGCAGAAGGACAAGGUCAACAAGAGGAACGAGCGUGGGGAAACGCCCCUCCACAUGGCGGCCAUACGCGGCGACGCCAAACAAGUCAAGGAGCUGAUUAGCCUUGGCGCUGACGUCAACGUGAAAGACUUUGCAGGUUGGACUCCCCUUCAUGAAGCAUGCAAUUUGGGUUAUUACGAUGUGGCCAAGGUGUUAAUAGCAGCAGGUGCAGAGGUGAACACACAGGGUCUGGACGACGACACGCCUCUCCAUGAUGCUUCCAGCAGCGGCCAUAAAGACAUUGUGAAGCUGCUGCUGCGCCACGGCGGGAAUGCUUUCCAGGCCAACAAGCGAGGGGAGCGUCCAGUGGACGUGGCCGACUCACAGGAGCUGGAACAGCUUUUAAAAGGGGAGGUGUUGCUUUCAGAUGACCAAGAGGACAGCUCCUCAGACUCUGAGGACCCCCCCUCUGUGAAUCCAUCCAGCGUGGACGACAACAUGGAUGACUCAGACCUGGAGAAAGACUCUGAUGCUAAACCAGAAGCAAAAUUGUCGUCCGUGGCAGGCCUGGAUGAGUACGAGUUCAAGGACGAGGAAGAAGAGGAGGAUCUUAGUAAAGCCCUGAACGAUCGACACAUCCUGCGGCGGGAACUGCGGCAGCGAGAGAAGGAAGACAAGGAUAUGAACAAUGUGGUCGGGAAGCAGAGCGCCAAGGAUGAUCCCUCCCCUAAAGCCAAAAAGCAGAAGCCCCCUCGAGUGCACUGUAGCUCGGACACAUCCAGCGACGAAAGUGAGAGCCUCCCUGACAAAAGGAACUCCCCCACGUGUUCCCAGAGUUCGGAGGGAGUCAAAGCAGACAUGAGGUCUAAAAAGGAGAAUGCUGAGCAAAAAGACAAGGGCAAAGUCAAGAGGAAGAACAAGAGCCAGAAUAAAAAUAAGGAAAACCAAGAGGACGGGAAAGAGAACAGUAAAACACUGCUCCUCUCGCUCGCCACUGUGUCCGAGAGCACGGAUAAGGGACGCGAGGAAGACUCCUUCAAGAUGUCCUUCAGCCCCAAAGAUGACACGUCUGUGCAUCUAUUCCAUUUGUCCUCCAUCAAAUCUCCCAAACUCAACCACAGCCUGGCCGACAAACACACACCGCUCAAACAGGAGAACAGCUCGUGCCCUGUGGACGCCGUCAAGUACAACCACUACUCGGAAGCCGACUACUGCACUGAGGUCUCCAGCACCAAAGCCCACAAGCACAAAGAGAAGAGCAAACAUCACCAGAGAGACGGCGAGCGAGACGCCAGCCCGUACAAAGACGCCACCAUUAUCACACAUGCCAUCGACGGCAGCGAGGGCGCCUUGCGGAAGGGCGACUUGGAUGGCAAGGCGUCGAAGAAGCACAAAGUCAAACACAAGGAGAAAGACAAACACAGGAGAGAACAUGAGGCGGAGCGCAGCCGGCACAGACAGAAGGAGCCCAGGAGAGAUGGCCACAGGAAUCUAGAGUUUGACAGAGAGUUCUGGAAAGAAAACUUCUUCAAAAGUGACGAGACAGACGAACCGCUGCCUCUGAAAAGGGAAGCAGAGGAGAACUGCUCUCUGCAGAGGACCUCGGAGUGCUCCCCUUUCAAGGAGGAGAAGAAUGCCAAGGAGAAACAUUCCAGCGGCAAGGACAAGAGGCCGCGAGACGAGCGAGACAAGGACAAGGCCGUAAAAAAAGAACGCAAGGAGGAGAGGCUGAAAGACUCCAAGCUUGGCGAGCGUGACGACAGAGGCGACUGCCACGACUGCGGGAAGAUUCCAGACGAGCCGCCGCAGAGCAACAGCGUGAAAGAAGAGACUGACGAGAAGCCCAUAAGCACCCUCGCAGUUGAUCAGGAACAUCUGGAGCCCUCUGAAAGAAGCUCACGCGAGAAAACGGACAAGAGGCUCUCGGGAAAAGAAAAGGAGCCUGAAAAAAUGGAGAGAAGGCAUCCUGACAAGGAAAAAAAGCCCAAGGGUGAAUACUUGGACAAAGCGGAAACGCAGAAUCAGUUGGAUCGCUGGAAGGAAAAAGAGAGAUCCGUAGUCACUUCCUGCCACUCGCCAGGUGAUAAAAACUACAAGGAAAGCGACAAACUGAAGUCUUUAUCUGCGGCAAAGAGGCAUGAAGACGGCAGGAAAAGUCGAGAUAGGAUGGACAAGCGCUCGGAUCGGGAGAGGCAGGACAGAGAUUACGGCGCUGCCGAUCACAGAGACAAGGAUCGCACAAGCAGUGUGAAAGCAAAGCCUUUUGACAAAUCGGAUCGCUCCAAGGAAAAGGAAAAGGACUAUGACCGCAAGAGAAAAGAGAAACUAAAAGAUGGGACUCUUUCCUCCGGCUCCAAUCUGAAGUUACUUUUGGAAGAGAAGAAGGUUUAUCCCUCUGAAAGCGGGAAGCCCUUAGCCACGAAAUCAAAGGAGGACAUGGCGAAAACACCAGAAAAGGAUCGGGACCGGAGAGAGCGGGACAGAGAUUCAGACAGACACAAGGACAGGCACAGGGACAGAGACAAGGACAAGGACCGCCCCCAGCAAGCCAAGACCAGCAAGACCAAGCCAAGCGAGACGGACACGGAGAAGGUCAAAUCUAAGCCAGCCUCCGGAACGCGAGACAGCAGGCCCAAAGAGAAACGACUAGUCAACGAUGACCUGAUGCAGACCAGCUUUGAGCGCAUGCUUAGUCUAAAAGACCAAGAGAUUGAGCAGUGGCAUCGCAAACACUUGGAGAAGAUCAAGCAGAAGGAGAGGGAGAGGCUCAAACAGCGACCUCUGCUCGACCCUGGAAAGUCCAGGCUCAAAGACCGGACAAGGACAGAAGCCUGCUUUAGCAAGGAGCUUGUGCGCUCCAAAAGCUCCGAAGCCUCUGAUGUCCACAUUCGAGACAAACCCCUGAAGGAGGCCUCUAGCCUCAGGACCGUGUCCCUGGAUGGAAAAGGCCUACCCUCCAUCAGUGCCAAGGUCAUGUCUGUAGUGGAGAACUGUCUGAGCAGAUCUCCCCGGCCCGAGGGCGAGCACUGCGGCCUCAUGUCCAGGUCCGUGUCCUUAGUUUCUGUGGCGAGCUCCGAGGAUUCCUGCCAGGCCACGAUGCUCACCCCCAAGCACGCGGAGUACGACUCAGACAUGAACCCGGAGGCGGCCGACAUGCAGCCUGCAUUCCUGCAGUCGUCUCUUGUCAUUCAGGCCACCAGGUUGCCGUCCGCUCUGGAUAAAGACUGCAGCAAUCCUGCAGACAUGCAGCACAGUGCUCGCGCCACGCUUCCACCCAGACACGAGUCUCCAUACCUCAGGGCCAUCCUGGACGAGGACGCCUCACCCGAAAUGCAACCUAACCCAGAAGGUCUGCACACCAGGGAGAUGGCAAGUGAAAGAGAGGAGACACUUGUCAGUCAAUGUUCUGCUGAUGAGGUGCUCGCUGAUUGUGGAGGUGCCGCUGGCAGCUCCACGCCUAACCAAGAUCCUCCAAGUAAGAGUCUCACUCUGUGUAGUAGUCCUAAACCAGUCCCGACUGAGCACUCGGACGCUCCUGUCAAGAAGGACGUCGCGUGUGUGGAAAGUUCACAAAUGGACAGCACUGACAGGGACUCUGAGCCACCUUUAUUAUCUCCAUCUACAGAUGCGUCGGAGCUCACAAACCCAAAAAGCCUCCAUUCGAGGUGUGCCGUGCCAUGCAUCCGGCAGGAGGAUUUGUCUGCAGCGAACCUUUGGGACCAGAAGGACAAAGUAGUGACUGCUGAUGGAGCAGAACUGCAAAGUGAGGAAAAUGCUUCAGAGGGUCUCAAAAUGGAGGAGAUGGAAAGCCCAGUAGCUUCCACCAGCACAAACAUGCCCAUCUCCACAGAAUCCUUACCAGGCUUCAACAAGCCCAGCACAGAGUCCAAAGGUUUUCAAGAGGAUCUGGAUCUGAAUGAAAGUGACACCUGUGAUGCUCUGAUGGACACGUCGGACAACGAGCCAUGUGCCGUGAACCAUGAGGAAAAAGACCAGGACAUAGCUGACGUCCAGCAGAACGCUGACUAUCUUCAGAGUUCUUCGGUGGAGGAGCAGCUGGGUUCAGAGUGCCCCUCAGAUUCCCAUUGUGAGCCAAUGGAGGUGGAGCCCGCUGACAGGAAACCGGAGUCCACUGCUGAGGAUUCCAUGCAGCCCGCAGGUCAAAGCGACCUGAGCUACAGCGCCUCAGGAAGCUCCUCCCCUCAGUCCGCAGACCAGGAGUCCGACUGCUCUGGCGCCAAGAUCAAGAUCCGCUCCUCGGAAGAGGACGCGGACGUGCAUGUACCCCACCCUCGCAAAAGGAAGAUGCCCAAAGCGCCUGCUUUGCAGGCCUGCUGCACCACCCAGCAGGAGAAGGAACGAGGCCAGCAGUCUCUCGCCGCCAUUGUGGCGUCCGUCAAGCUGGAGGAAAUCGAGCCCUACCAGACAGAAAGGGCCAACCCCUACUAUGAGUUCCUCCACAUCCGGAAGAAGAUCGAGGAGAAGCGCAAAGUCCUGUGCAGUGUCACGCCACAGCCGCCACAGUAUUACGACGAAUACGUCACCUUCAAUGGGUCCUACCUGCUGGAUGGGAACCCGCUCAGCAAGCUGUGUAUUCCAACAAUAACUCCACCCCCCUCAUUACCUGAGCAGCUGAAGGAGAUGUUCAAGCAGCAGGAGGUGGUCCGCAUGAAGCUGCGCCUGCAGCACAGCAUCGAGAGGGAAAAGCUGAUAGUUUCAAAUGAGCAGGAGGUCUUGCGAGUGCAUUACCGUGCGGCAAGAACGCUGGCCAAUCAGACGCUGCCCUUCAGCGCCUGCACUGUGUUGCUAGAUGCCGAAGUAUACAACAUGCCUCAAGAUGUUCAGAGUGACGACGGCAAGACGUCUGUGAGAGAUCGAUUCAACGCCAGACAGUUCAUGUCCUGGUUGCAAGAUGUUGACGACAAGUUCGACAAGCUCAAGACGUGCCUCCUGAUGAGGCAGCAGCACGAGGCGGCAGCCCUCAACGCCGUCCAGCGCCUGGAGUGGCAGCUCAAACUGCAGGAGCUCGACCCGGCCACCUACAAGUCCACCAGCAUCUUCGAGAUCCCUGAGUUUUACAUCCCGCUGGUGGAGGUCAACGACGACUUCGACCUCACCCCCAUAUGAGGAGCCGCCAGGCGGACCAGCGCCUUCCAGGAACCCGCCAAAGCAAUGUGAAGCAUUUAAGAUGGGGAGCACUUAGGACUGAUCCACACCCAAGCUCACUCCGAACGGAGGCACGCCUGCCCUCAGGAUGAUGGGGGUCCAGGCCACCAUGAAGUCCAGGAGACCAAAAGGCUAGGUCGAGCAGUGCAGGAAGGCGCUCGCACGCCGUCCCGCCUCUGCCACCGUGUCGCGUCAAGCAGGGUCACACAAGUGAAAGAUUUCAAUAGUUUUCAUUGUGUUCAUACGUUGUGUACAGAUUGUGCUCUUAAUUUUUUAACUUAUUUUAUACAUACAAUUGUGCAUUUGUACAUAGCCAUGUAAUUAUUGUUUGAAACCUGUACAAACAAAAAAAAUACUAGAUAUUUUCAUUGUAAACUUGUUCUGUCACAUGUUUUAAUGGACCAAAGUGUUUGGUUUUUUUAUAUGGCGUGUUCCUCUUUGUCCGUGACGUCCUUGUUGUUACACAGGUGUUGUUUUUACCGUCUUUGUUUUUCUUCAUCUGCAGUUUGGCGCCACAGCUGCUCUUUCUUCACGUUGGCAAUUAAUGCUGUGCAUGCCUUGCAUCCUUUCUACUUUUUCCUACGAGGCCGUGCUGUAGACAUUGUGAGUUUUACUGAAGUGUUGCAGCUCUUUUUUUGUGUAAUCGUCCUUCUUGCGGCCUCCUUGUCUGUCGUCCUUUUGUGUGUUGCGCACAUUCGAGUCUGUCAUGGCUUCCAAGGAAGGGGGGGAGAGAAGAAAAGCUUUUACAGUUUCAAUGUGAGAUCACAACAAAACCUAUUUUUUCAACAUAAUGCCUUUUGAACGAUAGUUCUAAAAAAUGUCUAUUUUAAUAUUUACUUGUUACAUGACUUGUACAUAUUUGUAAUAUAUAAUUGAAUAAAUUUUAUGUUGUGAAACUAACAUCAGGCUGUUGUGAUUCAGCUACCCAGCCAGUAGGUGGUGCACACGAUUC